Messenger RNA from Closterium sp. Yama58-4, 921 nucleotides. The record is from the annotation of a GenBank genome assembly. Lineage: Eukaryota; Viridiplantae; Streptophyta; Zygnematophyceae; Desmidiales; Closteriaceae.
CCCGCCCGCGUGGUGCACGACCUGCAGAAGGCGCUGGCGCUCAUGGCCAAGCUGGACGCCGAGAAGGGGCUCUGGGGCGCGCAGGGGGGCGCUGGGGGGGGCGCGGAAGGGGGAAAUUUUCUGCUGGGGGAGAACCAGGCAGGCGCAGAGGACGAGGAGGUGAAGAUCCGCGUGCCUCCAGUGGAGGGCGGAGGGCAGGCGCGGUGGCUGGCGGGCGUGGCGCUGCUGGACGCUGUGCUGACGCACGUGCGCGCAGACGAGGGCGACGAGGGCAAGUGGGAGGGCGCGGGGGGAGGGGAAGCUGUGGAGGGGUUUGAGGCGUGGGCGCGGCGGGUAGAUGAGGUGUGGAGGUUGCGCGUGGGGGCGGAGGGGGAGGAUCCGGUGGUGGCGCUGGUGGGCAAGGCGCGCGUGGAGGCGCGCAUGGGCGCGGCGAUGGAGGGCAUGGUGAGGAAGAUCAAGGACGACAAGUACGGGUGGAAGUACGGGUGCUCCGCCCCCGGGUGCUCCAAGCUGUUCCACGGCCCCGAGUUCGUGGUGAAGCACCUCAAACUCAAACACCCCGAGCUCGUGGCGGAACAGAGCAACCGCGUCAAGGAGGAGGUGUAUGAAGACAACUACAUGCGCGAUCCCAACGCCCCUGUCCGGGGAAGGGAGGAGAGGGAGAGGGAGAGGGAGAGGGAGAGGGAGAGGGAGCGGGGAGGGCACGGCCACUCGCCGGUGCCCAUGUCGGCUCGUCUGGGUGCGCGCCUGCCCCCUCCCCCCGACCCCUAUGCCUUCCCCCCCGACCGCUUUGACCGCCCCCCGCCCUUUGACCGCCCUGGUGGCGGCCCCCCUCCCCCCAUGGGCGCUCCCCCCCCCCCUGAUGCUGGGGAGCCCUUCCCCGGGGAGAGGGGCGGGCGGUACGAGGGGGACGUGUUUUGA